Octopus bimaculoides (California two-spot octopus) is the source of this 423-nucleotide messenger RNA. RefSeq lists its product as uncharacterized. The record is from RefSeq and is a predicted model, not a curated record. NCBI's taxonomy places the organism in Eukaryota, Metazoa, Mollusca, Cephalopoda, Octopoda, Octopodidae.
AUGCCAUGGACAAAUGAGUGCCACAAGCGCUUCAGAUAUGGCCGUACCACAACGGAGGGUGUGACACGCUCAGGCAAGUCAUCCACAAGCCGUAACGAGGAGCCAAAUGGGAUGGUUCGGCGAAUAGUCAUGGAAGACUGUCGUGCAAUAAUCCAAGAAAUUUCUCACGAAGUGGGAAAUAGCACAGAAUCAGUGCAUUCUAUAUUAUCAGAGGAUUUGUGCGUAGCGGAGAAGGAGAAGGGGAAGCAGAAGCAACUCCUCAUGGAAAUCACUCAGGGUAUGCAUUACUGUGCGAGCCACGACCCAGACUUCAUGAAAACCAUCAUCACUGGUGAGGAGAAAUGGGCUUAUGGUCUCUGCUCGAUGCGUUCCGUUAUUUUGAGGGAAGAUGAAAAUCCGACGAGAGUAGCAGCCGGAAACUGA